AUGCACAAUGCCCAGAGGACAGAAGGCACGGACGGUAGUGGUAGUAGUGGUAGUAGUAGUGGUGGAAGUGGUGGUGGUGGUGGUGGUGGUGGUGGUGGAAGAGGAGGUGAGGAUGGCAAAAUGGAACUGCAAGUGACUGGGACCGCGGACGACGGCAGCAGCAUCAAGUCGGGUGCGAGAGGGAGAGCGUUGAUGGACUGGAUGUGUUGGGCAGGUGGUUUGCAAAAGAAUCUGGACAGUCGGAUGCCCAACGUUCAGUGGCGGAGCGGAAUUCAAUCCGGUGAAACCGAUGUUCCUGAUUGGCUGCCGGAUCAAACUCCGAUACGGAAGGCGCGAGGUGGCAAAGUGCUGGGCCACCAGGCGAUGUGCCAGGCGAUGGGCCAGGCGAUGGGCCAGGCGAUGGGCCAGGCCAGGAGGUAA
Messenger RNA from Colletotrichum orchidophilum, 420 nucleotides. RefSeq lists its product as uncharacterized. The record is from RefSeq and is a predicted model, not a curated record. The transcript has 2 exons. The coding region runs from base 1 to 420 and encodes 139 amino acids. NCBI's taxonomy places the organism in Eukaryota, Fungi, Ascomycota, Sordariomycetes, Glomerellales, Glomerellaceae.